UUGAGUAUUUGGGGUCACCCCUAAUAUAUAUAUAUAUAUAUAUAAUUUUUUGUUUGUUGGUUUGUUUUUGUUUGUUUGUUUUUGUUUUUUGGGAGACCAAGACUAAUUCCUGUUUCAAGGAGUGCUUCUGAAGUUGAUCCAAUUGAAAAUCCAAUAUCUGUAUCUCCAUGAAGGAAGCAGUGUGAUAUAAGGAGAGAGUGUUUGGUAAUUGCACUGCUAAAUCAUCAUUUGUCUCCCUCAGACUAUUAAUGUGACCACAACAGCCACAGGAUGCGGUCUGGCCCUCGCAUGUGACACACUAGUCUCUCAGACAUUUGGCAGUAAGAACCUUAAGCGUGUGGGGGAGAUUCUCCAGAGAAGCAUUCUUAUCCUCUUACUCUUCUGCCUGCCAUGCUGGGCCAUACUCAUCAAUGCUGAGUCAAUACUACUCACCCUGAGGCAAGAGCCAGAGGUGGCCAGGUCAGACUGAUCCAGUACUAGAUUAUUAAAUCAGAACUUUUAGUAUGGUACCUAUUACCAUAUUAUGAUAUUACCAUACAAAUUAUUAUUAUUAUUAGUUUUUUCUUUAGAUAGAGGAUCAUAUUUAUGUAGUGAAAGCAGUGUGUUGUGCCAGAAGAACAGAAUAUCACUAUACGUCUUUAAAUUUUGAGAGAAUUAAAGCUUCUGAGAAAUAGGCUACAAAGAGCUGUAGGUCUGUGGAAUAAAUUUAUAAAUGUAAAUCUACAUAGGUCUGCAUAUGACCUAUAAGUUUAUAUAAUUGAGGACUGCAGUAUUAGUUGGGUAGUUUUUGCAUCACUUCAGGAUGCAUCCAAAUUAAUUUCAUGUUAGAAAAUAAAGCACAUUUAAGUACAUGAUUGUAAUACUAAAAUUACUUUUUUCUAACAAGGGAUAUAAUGGUUUUACACACGCACACACACAAAACAUUUGAUUUGUGCUUUAAUGCUUAAAAAAAAGUAAUAGGACACCAAAUUCUAUCCUAUUUAUGGAGUGUCAAUGAUCCUGCUUUUUUGGGGUACCACACUGUUCAUAGACUCUUAUGCUCCUUUUUCAGCACUGCACAGCUGUAUGUUAUGGCUUUCCUCCCUGCUGUUCCUGUCUUCUAACCAGUUCUAUCAAACCUUUACAAUUAAUCCAGAACGUGGCAGCAAGAUUAAUUUUAAAUGAGCCAAAAAGACUCCACGUCACACCUCUGUUUAUCAAUUUGCACUGGCAACCAAUAGCUACUCGCAUAAAAUUCAAGGCAUUGAUGUUUGCCUACAAAACCACCACUGGCUCUGCACCCCUUUUCCUAAAUUCAUUACUUCAGACUUGUGUGCCCUCUAGAAGCUUUCGUUCUGCAAGUGAAUAUCGCUUGAUUGUGCCAUCCCAAAGAAGCACAAAAUCACAUUUACAGACUUUUCAAUGAAAUGUUCCCUCCUGGUGGGAUGACCUUCCCAACUCAAUACGAGCAGCUAAGUCCUUAGCCAUCUUCAAGAAUCUGCUAAAAACACAUAUCUUCCAUUUUUAUUUGACCCUCUAACUCUAGAAUUCUCUAUUCUAUUUCUAUUUUUCUAUUCUGUAUUUUUUUCUUUCUACUUAUUAUAUUAUAAAAAUAAAAAAACCUUGCUAUGUGUACUUUGUAAAGCUAACUGAGACUUGUUAUAGAACUUGUAUAUCUUUGCUUUGCUUUCUUUAUUUUUUUCUCUCUUUUUUAAUUUUUUUGAUUGUCCUCGCUUUGAAUAAAAGCAUCUGCUAAAUGACUAAAUGUAAAUGUAAUAUGCAUUUUGUCUACACUUGUGCUGCUCACACUUCAGGACAAUUUUUUGGUCAUUAACCAAAAUGUUUCCUGUCGAAUUCUUUAUUAUGUUCAAGACGUACAUUUUAAACAGCCUAGCCACACAUACAGUCACUGUCACAAGCUUCCCUAAUGCUGACAGUACUGAUGACUUUUACUGUCCAUUCUUCAAUUUCCUAGGCCAUGUUUCUGCACCAUCUGCAGGUGUCUUAUCUGCAAAACCAGGGCAUCAUCCUGCCACAGCUGUACACAGCAGUUGCUGCCAAUGUUUUAAAUGUAGCAACAAACUACAUCCUUCUUCACUCAAUGAAACUGGGAGUGAUGGGUUCUGCUGCAGCCAACAGUGUUUCACAGAUCUCCAUCUGCCUCUUGCUGUUUGCUUACAUACGCUGGAAAAAGCUGCAUUUGAACACCUGGGGUGGCUGGUCUACUGCAGCACUGCAGGAGUGGGGCUCUUACAUGAAACUGGCUAUUCCCAGCACUCUCAUGCUCUGUUUUGAGUGGUGGGUCUAUGAUAUUGGAGGUUUCCUUGCAGGAAUGAUGGGGGAGGUGGAUCUUGCUGCUCAACAUGUGUUGCUGGAGCUGGGGGCCAUUACUUACAUGUUUCCAUUAGGUGUGCACGCGGCCGCUUGUGUGCGUGUGGGAAAUGCGCUGGGAGCUGGAGACACUAACAGGGCCCUGAUCACAAGUAAAGUUACUCUUAUGAUCUCAGGAGUUUUGGCUAUUUUACAGGGAAUCGUGAUGGGUUCCUCAAAGUCAGUAGUGGGAUACAUCUUCACUUCUGAUGAGAGCAUAGUGAAAAUUGUCUCGGAAAUUCUCACCCUGUACGUUUUCCUGCAGUUUUUUGAUGCUCUCGUGUGUGUGUGUUCAGGGAUUCUUCUGGGUGCUGGGAAGCAGAAGAUAGCAGCAUUGUCCAACUUGAUCUGUUACUACUGCAUUGGGUUACCAGUAGGAAUAUCACUGAUGUUUCUGGCCAAGCUCAGGAUACUUGGUCUGUGGCUUGGCCUCUUGAUUUGUGUCAUUAUUCAGACCUGUUUCUUCAUCACUCUCAUCUUCAAGCUCAACUGGAAGAGAGUUACUGAGAAGGCUCAGAAACGUGCAGGGAAACAUGCAAAGGUAGUGUCUGUUCAAAAGGCACCAUCGAUAGGACAGUCAGUCCUUGAUACGCUUGUUUCUGAAAGGCAGGAGAACGAUGAGCAAGAACCUGAUACUGGAGCAUCAGCAAGUAUCUCUGAACCUUGGGAUGACAUAACUGGAAACAAAUCCCAGCUAACAAGUAAUAGUCCUGAAGUGGCCGGCUUUGUCCAAGUGAGCACCCAAGAUCAGAGUAAACUAGUGAUGGCGAGUGAAAAUGGAGAAACCCAACCUAAAGUCUUGCUCUCUACGAACCAGCUUGUGCUCAGACGAGGACUUACGCUGUUGACCACUGUUCUGAUCCUGAUAGCUGGAGUCGCUGUGCACGUAGCUUGUCCUAUUCCAAAGUCUUUAGGUACUCAUCAAAGCAAUUUAACAAUUGAUUCAAGAAAUGUUUCCACUUCUAACAUCUUCCUCAACACCACAUUGAGCUAACUCUUACGUGAUCCAUCUUAACAUGUUCCCAAUUCUUCAGUGUUAUUUAAGAAAAAAAUAAAUAAUGCAUCUCUGCCAGCUUUUUCAACCUACCACUAAUAACAGUUGAAGGGUUAUGAAAGAGCACUUCUCUCGACGUACAUUAUUCAGUACCAUGGACUUCUUCAAAUCUGGGACACACUCCAAACCCAGCUGUGAAGUCCAAAAUACAGCUAUGUGAGCCCUUGAUGCCUUCAGUGUGACUCUACAAUUUUCAUAGUCAUGAAAAUAAAGAAAACUCUUUGAAUGAGAAA
Molecule: messenger RNA, 3636 nt
Organism: Carassius gibelio (silver crucian carp)
Lineage: Eukaryota; Metazoa; Chordata; Actinopteri; Cypriniformes; Cyprinidae
Product: multidrug and toxin extrusion protein 1-like
Exons: 14
Coding region: 1958-3343 (461 amino acids)
Biological process (GO): xenobiotic detoxification by transmembrane export across the plasma membrane
Cellular component (GO): membrane
Molecular function (GO): antiporter activity; xenobiotic transmembrane transporter activity
Source: RefSeq, a predicted model, not a curated record